Molecule: messenger RNA, 4616 nt
Organism: Haplochromis burtoni (Burton's mouthbrooder)
Lineage: Eukaryota; Metazoa; Chordata; Actinopteri; Cichliformes; Cichlidae
Product: tumor necrosis factor receptor superfamily member 14
Exons: 9
Coding region: 33-938 (301 amino acids)
Biological process (GO): immune response; positive regulation of cytokine production involved in immune response; positive regulation of T cell migration
Cellular component (GO): membrane; external side of plasma membrane
Molecular function (GO): transmembrane signaling receptor activity; protein binding
Source: RefSeq, a predicted model, not a curated record
AUCCCUUGGAUGUUCAGUGGUAGCAGUUGAGGAUGUUUGUGCCUGCGGAAGCCUACCACCAGCUCCUUGGUUUUACUGGUGUUCAUCUGGAGGUAGUUCUGCUGGCACCAAUCUACAAAGUUUUGGAUGUUGUCCAGCUGUUCUUCUGGUUAGAACUCCAUCAUCUGAAAUCUCAGGGACGUUUCUUCAUUUUUUGGAUCAAGGAAAAUUUCAGCCUGUCAGAUCAGAUGUCUUCAAGAAGGAAACCUGCGAAUGCUGCAGCAUUUCUGAUAAUUCUGAUGAAAGUCUUUAGUGGUCUCGGUCUCUCGUGCCAUCAAGGAGAGUAUCAGAUAGGAAAUGAAUGCUGUCCAAAUUGUCUUGCAGGAAAUCGAGUGAAAAGUCACUGCACUGUAGAGUCAAGUACUUCCUGUCUGCCCUGCAUGACUGGAACCUACACUGAUCAACCUAAUGGACUGGAACGAUGUCAUCACUGUACAAACUGUGACUCGGGUUCUGGUCUCAGAAUAAAGACACCGUGUACAGUAACAUCAGAUGCACUCUGUGAACCACUGGAGGGAUUCUACUGUGUCCACCCUACAGGACACAGCUGUGAGAGAGCACAGGAACACAAACACUGUAAACCAGGACAGUACAUCAGUCAGAAUGGAACAGCCUCCACAGACACUGAGUGCUCUGACUGCAGCAGUGGAACAUUUUCAAAUGGAACAUUUCACUCCUGUCAGCCACACACACAAUGUCACUCACUCAACCUUCAGCAGAUAACAGCAGGAACAUCUGCAACUGACUCUCAGUGUGGAGAAAAAAGUAAUCAUAUGACACUGGUUGUCAUUAUCACUGUGAUGCUCUCAGUAGUUGUCAUUAUUGCUGCAGUGUUAUUACUACGACAUUACAAAAUGAAGGGGUUUUGGAGUGUAAAUACAGAAGAUGUUGUAAAAUGAUGACAUCCGAAGUGUGGACCAUCAUGAAGGACAAUAGACAGGAAACGAUCGGCUCUCUGCAGAAUAAACCUGUCCUAGAAGGAGGACGGUGACAGGUUGUGUUUGCAGUGGACAGAAAUAAAGAAGCUGAGCGUCCUGCAUCGCUCCGGUCUGGAUUAUGAUGAUUCAUAAUUCAGUUCAGGUGCUUCACAAACAAAAGCAAUUCCUUUGAAAAUCAUCAAAUACAAGGACUGCACUGAAAACACGUGAGAAUUCAGCCAACUUCAGUAAUUCUCAAAACAUGGCUGCUGGUUAGUUUUCCACCUGUGUUUACGUCCAAAGAUCUACACAUCUGUAUGUUUCAGCUUUGUCCUUCUGUCACAACAUUGUUCAUCUUCAUCUUAACUUCCUGCUAGCUUCUAUCAUGGUUAAAGCUCAUGAGUCAUCGGGACAUCCAACAAUGAUGGUGUUACUGGAGCUGAGUGAAGUUUGAUGGCUUUAUUAUCCACGCUGUGACACAUGGCAGCUGUCAGAGCAGAACACAUGAAGUCAGCAGGUGUGUUUAAAUUCAGGCUCUGCUUCAUCUGAAGGUCGAUUACAUCACACCAAGGCGACGAAGCCCAUCCAGAAUCCGAGGCUCCUACAAACAUGUCCUCCUUUCCCUAGAUUUGAAGGACAAGUCGGUCCACCCGAUCCCAAGAUUCAUUGCAGCGUGGUAGUGGAACAUAUAUUUUGGUCCAGAGAUGGAGCAGCACUCUCUCUCUGAGUCUCUGAUGCUGUUUUAUGUUUAAGUCUGGCUUCAGUUCAAUCUAAUUUAGCUGCUAUGACAUCAGAGAGUGUAGGGAAGGAACAGCCACACCCACAGGUGACAUCAUGCAGUUUGUGUUUUCACCUUCAGAGGACGACAAAUCAACACAGACAGAGAGCUGCAUUCAGACUUUCCAGCCAUCAGUAAUAACUUCAAAAAUAAUCAUCAGUGUUUCAGCAGUUAUGAUAUCAGAGAUAAUCUAGAUAUGUGUGACAAUACUGAACAUGACACAUGACACACGACACAAAUCAUGUGAUCCACUCUGACUGCACCUUCAUUCAUGACUUCAACAUGUUGAAAUGAGCUUUGAAGAAACAUUUAGUGAAAUAAAGCUUUCAUCACAGGAUUAAUGGGAGCACCAGUUGAACUUUGUACUAACAACAUUUUGAAUAACAGUUUGAAUAAAGCUCAGGUGUUGAAGAUACUCACUGAUUGAAUGGUUGUUUUCAGCUCUGCUCCCAGUCUUUACUGGUGAAGAUAGAAGGUGUUACUGGAUCUAUAGACAGAGAGACAGAAAAGCAUGCUGAAUAUUUGAAGCUUUGCAGUAGAAAUGUUUAUAUUUUAAAUACAACAGAGCUGAUGUGGGAUCAGUGUGUUCACACCUGCAGAUACAAGGUUUCAUGUCUUCACACGUCAACAUUUGAACAUUACUCUGACUUAGACUCAGUCUGAGCAGCCAGACAACAUAUUUUCACACAUCAAUACACACAGAGAUGAGCCCCUCCCACCUGUCCUGCUCCAAGUCCCACCUCCUUACAGGAAGCAGCUCACCUGUGUGUCUGUGUUUAGUGUCCAGGUGUGGAGUGGAGCUUGUUGUUCGUGUGUGUGUUUGAAGAAACUGUAAGUUUGCUUUGUUUCCUCUUUUAACAGUUUGGUUUUAUGAACUUUACUGUUUGUUUCUGCUCUCUAGUGUUUGGAGCAGAUGUUCAGCUCUUAUUUCAGGACAAACUUUGGAUCACUCUUGUGUUUGAAGACUAAUCCACAUCAUUUUAGAUUAUUGAUUGACUGGAAUCCACACUGGUUAUCCGUCAGUAACUCUGCAACAGUUACUGACAGUAUAUAUCGAUCUGUAUGAAACUUUAGACCCAUCAGACUCUAAUCAGUAAUCUGAUAGAACAUUGUUCUUCCCUUUAACUAGAAAAAGUCAGAUAAAAUCAGUUUGUUCUUAAGAAGUCAACAUUCAGGUCUUACUAAAGCAAUGUUGAGAAAACAAGAAACAAAGAAGCUCCAGCUCAGUUCAGGAUCACUGCAAGGAAUCUCAGAAUAAAAAAAUAUAUUCUCACAAAAACCACAAACAUUAACAGCAUGUUUUAAACCCUGGAGGCUGUGACUUACAUCAUGGAUAAUGUGCGUAAAAUAUUAUGAACUUGUCGACUUUUCCACGUCUUUGUGUUGUUGUCAUGUUCACUUGCUCUUAAUAAGUGGAUUUGGAGUUUUCUUCUUUAGCAUUUGAAGGUUUUAAUCAUUAAUAGUUGGUCAGAGUGUGGUCACUUGUGUUUCUCUCUAUUUUGAGGUCCCAAGUCUCUGAAUUUUUUUUUAACGCUUUGAAAUGUUCAGAUCUAAACCACUUUAACAAAGACUGCACAGUUGUGUCCAGAAGCUCAGGUCUGAGUCUGUCUCAGACCUUGUUGUCAGCAGAGCUGAGGAACUACAGAGCAUCAACAGUCUGAUCCAGACUGUUGAUGCUUUCCUUUAACAAUGACUCAGGAUAAUUCAUGAAAACAGAAAAUUGGAUUUAAAAGUAGAAGGAACAGACUAGAAAGCUGUUUCAAACAAUCAAACAGUUUCUCUACUGAUAGCUGAUGAUUGACAAGUCACAGAAACUUGUCAAGCUGGUAGAACAGAACAAGAAGUGAAACAUUUCUUAUUUACUUUAAGUAAAAAAAAUCUGAUAAAUAAUGUGGAUUACUGAGUAAAUAAACUUCUGAUGUAUGUUAGUGUUUUUACAGCUCUGUUAAACAACCUGUUGUUACUGCUGAUGCAUCCCAAAGAUCAGAUGUGCUGCAAACUGAAACUAUGCUGCAUGCAGUUACCUGUUUUUCCAGUUUAACUUUUUAUGAAGAUUAUUUCCUUGUCUGAAAACACCGCCUAUCAUACAAAGCAUUUUUGUUUCUCACGAAUAUGAUGGAAGACAGAGGAAGAAACUAACGCUUCUUCUCACCUGACUGUGUUCCUGUUACAAACAUUAUAGGGAUAUUAUACAAAUUGCUGUAGUUUAUAAUAUAGCUUUUAAACAUUUAUUUAUGCCUGUGUCCCUGAAUUAAUUUGAUAAUCAUGUGAAGAACUUGUUGUCUACACAUGAAUUAUGGUCUAUUAAUAAAGUCGAGACUAUUAAUUCUAUGAUGAUAUUAUAAGCACUCUUGGUCUGUCAGCUUUCUGGUCAGCUUCCUUCUCUCACCCCAACACAGCAGAUGGCAGCGCUCCCUGAGUGAGGCUCUGCUGGAGGUUUCUUCCUGUAAAAAGAGUUUUCCCUUCCCCUUUUACCAAAGUGCUUGUUCAUAUGAUUGAGUUUUGGGGGGGUUUGCAUUACUGUAGCUGUCUUUUCCUUACUAUAGAAACAACUUUUGGUUUGUUGCUUUUGCUAUAGAAAUAAAAAUUGAACUGAACUGGUGCUGUCAAUAUAGAAACUGUUUGUUCUCAUAGUUCCUACUGAAAGUAAUAUAAGUGUGAAACGUUGCUUUAAAAAAGGAUUUAAAGCUAAACAAAUGACUUUUAGCUCAGUGUUGCUAAACAGUGUAUUUUAACCCAAACCAUGAUGAUGAAAUAGAAAUCACAGAAACUCUGUCUGCUCUCUUCUGGUGUGUUCAGAGAGCAGGGAGGGUUCUCUGUUUGAGUUAGGAUUAAGACUGUGUUGGUCAAUCGCUCUAAUCUUCUUUGCCGUUUAAUAAAAA